AUGCUGCGAUCUGCUGCUGCCCGAGCCGUCAGGGCUGUGCGCCCCCGGCUGUCUGCUCGAUACAUGGCCACCACCGCUCUGCCCCAGGACCCCAUCCCCUCCGGAGCUCUGGGCCAGAAGGUGCCUCACGUCGAUGAGAGCCACCAGGACCUGCUGUUCCGAACCUCUCACAUGGUGGAGGAUCUCGAGACCUACGACGAGGACUCCCCUAUCAACACGUCGGACGCCAACACCCGAAUCCGAGCCUUCACCAUCAACUUUGGUCCCCAGCAUCCCGCUGCCCACGGUGUGCUGCGUCUGAUUCUGGAGCUGUCUGGAGAGGAAAUCAUUCGAUCGGACCCCCACGUCGGUCUGCUGCACCGAGGAACCGAGAAGCUCAUUGAGUACAAGACUUACAUGCAGGCGCUGCCAUACUUUGAUCGUCUGGAUUACGUGUCCAUGAUGACCAACGAGCAGGUUUUCUCUCUGGCUGUCGAGAAGCUGCUCAACGUGGAGGUGCCCCUGCGAGGCAAGUACAUCCGAACCAUGUUCGGAGAGAUCACCCGAGUGCUCAACCAUCUCAUGUCCGUGUGUUCACACGCCAUGGAUGUCGGUGCUCUGACCCCCUUCCUUUGGGGUUUUGAGGAGCGAGAAAAGCUUAUGGAGUUCUACGAGCGAGUCUCUGGAGCCCGUCUGCACGCCGCGUACGUGCGACCUGGAGGAGUCUCCCAGGACCUGCCCGCCGGCCUGCUGGACGAUAUUUACAUGUGGGCUACACAGUUCGGUGACCGUCUGGACGAAAUCGAGGAGCUGCUGACCGAUAACCGAAUUUGGAAGCUACGAACCGUCAACAUUGGAACCGUGACCGCCCAGGACGCCUUGAACCUUGGUCUUUCCGGCCCCAUGCUGCGAGGAUCCGGUAUCCCCUUUGACAUUCGAAAGAACGCCCCCUACGACGCAUACGACAAGGUCGACUUCGACGUCCCCGUCGGCAUGAACGGAGAUUGUUACGACCGAUACCUGAUUCGAAUGGCCGAGUUCCGACAGUCGCUGCGAAUCAUCGAGCAGUGCUGCAACGACAUGCCUGCCGGCGCCGUUAAGGUGGAGGACUUCAAGAUUAACUCGCCUCCUAGAAACCUCAUGAAGGAGGAUAUGGAGGCCCUGAUCCACCACUUCCUGCUCUACACAAAGGGAUACUCUGUUCCUCCCGGAGAGACCUACACCGCCAUCGAGGCCCCCAAGGGAGAGAUGGGUGUCUACGUCGUCUCCGACGGUAGUGAGCGACCAUACAAGUGCAAGAUCCGAGCCCCCGGAUUUGCCCAUCUCGGAGCCUUUGAUCACAUUGCCCGAGGACAUUUCCUUCCCGACGCCGUGGCCAUUAUUGGUACCAUGGAUCUUGUGUUUGGAGAGGUUGAUCGAUAG
Molecule: messenger RNA, 1401 nt
Organism: Yarrowia lipolytica CLIB122
Lineage: Eukaryota; Fungi; Ascomycota; Dipodascomycetes; Dipodascales
Biological process (GO): mitochondrial electron transport, NADH to ubiquinone
Molecular function (GO): oxidoreductase activity, acting on NAD(P)H; quinone binding; NAD binding
Source: RefSeq, a predicted model, not a curated record